CGAGAUUCUCGAACCAUCCCGCUCUUCACCGAUUUACUUUACUAUUCUGCUUCAAAAUUUCCAAAUCGCCCUCACUCAUUCAGUCGUAUAAAAGCAACAAUAAGUCCUCUACCCCCACCAAUUCCUCUUCCUCUCUUCCUCAACGACGAUGAAAAAAAAUUUUCGCGAUUCGAAUGACACCUCAAACCUCAAAUCUUUCUCCUCCGACGAAACCUCCAUGCAAAAUCCCUUCUCCCUCCCUUUGUGGAAGAGCCUUGGAGGCGAAUCGCAUGAGGACUCCGAGAUCUUUUCAGACAUAGUUCUAAGCUACAUAAGCCAGAUUCUGAUGGAGGAGGACGGCGAUGAGAAGGUCGAUAUGCUUCAGGAGCACCCGGCACUCCUUGCCGCCGAGAAGGGGUUUCUUGAUAUUCUGUGCGAGACUCAAUCUUCUUCCUCCUCUCCUUCCUCCUCCGAUCAUCGAACGCCGACUUCGAAUCUCAGUUGUUAUAAUAGUUCGGAUGAUAGCCUUAGUCCGCAGGGUAGAGACCCGAAUGUUUCAGAUGUCUUGGGCGAAGGAACAGGACUUCGAAGCUGGCAUUACAAUAUCGGAAUCGAGCAGCCAAGUCAUUUCCUCCCCAAUCAUAACAAACUCGCCGCCGCCAGCUCUCCGGCUACAACUUCAACAACCCGCAAGAACGCCACCCACUUCUCCGACAACGAUUUGGAAGCUGAACAAGGAAGAACCUUCAAGCACUCAGCUCUCUACUUCGACUCCGACGUCCCGCCGGAGAUGUUCGACUUCCUUCUCCACAAAGACUGCAAGCAAGAAAAACCGGCCGAAGCCAACUGUAACUCCAAUGCCAACAGAAAAUCUCGCAGAAAGAAAAAGUUAGAGAAAACGGACUCAGUCGACCUCAAUUUCCUCCUCCUCCAAUGCGCCGAAGCCGUUUCAAACAACGAACUGCAUCGAGCCAACGGUCUCCUAAUUCAAAUUCGGCAAAGCUCCUCUCCCUUCGGCGACGCCGAACAAAGAAUCGCCCACUAUUUCGCCAACGGUCUCGAAGCCCGUCUGGCCGGCGGAACUGGAAGCAAGAACUACUAUUACCCCCCGACUCUUCCGUCCAUGACUGACAUGCUCAAAGCCCAUCAGCUAUACGUCGCCGCUUCCCCAUUCAAAAAAAUUUCAGAUUUUUUUGCUCAUCAGACUAUACUGAACGCCUCUGAGAAAACCGCAAAGCUUCACAUCAUCGACUUCGGCAUCUACCAUGGCUUCAUGUGGCCCUGUUUUAUGCAAAGGCUAUCAACUCUUCCUGGCGGCUCGCCACGCCUUCGCAUCACCGGCGUCGACGUCCCUCAGCCAGGCUUCCGCCCCGCAGAACGAAUCGAAGAAACCGGCCGGCGGCUGACCGACUACGCUAGGCAGUUCAAAGUUCCGUUCGAGUACCAUGCAAUUGCUUGCAACUGGGAGAAUCUGCAGCCAGAGGAUCUCUCCAUCGAACCCGACGAGGUGCUCGCCGUGAAUUGCAUGUACCGACUACGCAACCUUGCGGACGAGACGGUGUCACCGGAUAGCCCGAGGGAUCAAGUUCUGCGCACAAUCAGAAAGCUGAAUCCAAAGGUUUUCGUGCUCGGAGUAGUGAACGGAACAUACAAUGCACCGUUCUUUGUGACAAGGUUCAAGGAAGCUCUUUUCCACUUCUCUGCUCUGUUCGAUAUGCUGGAGACGAAUGUGGAGAGGGAGGAUGAGCAAAGAAGGCUGCUUGAGAAGCAUUGCUUUGAGAGGGAGAUUCUUAAUGUGGUAUCUUGUGAGGGAUUGGAGAGAGUGGAGAGGCCGGAGCCGUAUAAGCAAUGGAGGUUAAGGAAUGAGAGGGCGGGAUUGGAGCAGAUGCCACUGGAUUAUGUGAUUGUGAGGAAGGCGAAGGAGAAGGUAAAGAAAUGCUAUCAUAAGGAUUUUGUGGUGGAUGAAGAUGGUAAAUGGCUGUUGCAGGGAUGGAAGGGGAGGAUACUCUCUGCUUUGUCUGCUUGGAAAGCUAGAGAUGCUUGAAAUUUUUUUUGAUAUUCUGGAUCAAAUUUGAACGAGCCAUGAGUGUGCUCUCAUUUUAGAGUAUGUUUAGUUGAUUUUUUUCAUGGUUUAUGUAUGGUUAGAAGGUUACUGAUGCUUAACUGAAGUGUUUAUCAAAGCCUAUGUAGUGGUUAGAAUGGGGGAAGUAAGAGAAGCUAUACGCUUGUUAAUUUAUGUGAAGUAACAAUGAUUAGUGAUGGAAUUACUCUUUAAAAGUUUUAUUUGAUGUAAAAUACAUAAAUUUAUGUUAACUUUGCACUUUUUCUCUCUUGUUAA
Messenger RNA from Dendrobium catenatum, 2317 nucleotides. RefSeq names its product scarecrow-like protein 9. Gene Ontology annotation, biological process: regulation of DNA-templated transcription. Lineage: Eukaryota; Viridiplantae; Streptophyta; Magnoliopsida; Asparagales; Orchidaceae. Bases 149 to 2023 code for a protein of 624 amino acids. The transcript is spliced from 2 exons. Gene Ontology annotation, molecular function: DNA-binding transcription factor activity; sequence-specific DNA binding. Gene Ontology annotation, cellular component: nucleus. The record is from RefSeq and is a predicted model, not a curated record.